GCGAUGAACUCCCCAUGGAUAUCUUGUUAGGUAUGUACUACCUCUCCGUGGCACAGCCCCAGUUUGACUGGGACCGAAAAGUGGUCAAACACACUUUGCCAGGUGGAGGGACCGCCAUAUUACGUAGGUUCAAAGCCAGUAGUCUGAUCGAGUCCUAUGGAGACAUGUGUGCGGCCGAGUUCUAUAAUUAUUAUAAGCAAAAUAAGGAGGAGGGUAUGUAUCUAGUUUAUGUCUCUGCUGCAGGUGAGCUGGUGAAAAUGCCGCCGGAGAUAGAGGGAGUAGUUGCUAAAUACCCUGAUCUAUUUGAAGAGCUGACAGGGGUUGAUGAGAGGGAGAUCGUCCACGCGAUAGAGAUUAUCCCAGGGUCUAGCAUUCCAAAGGGAAGGAUCUAUCGGAUGUCUCCAAGCGAGCUUGAUGAGCUUCGCCGGCAACUCAAGGAACUCGUAGAAAAGGGUUGGAUUCGGCCGAGUGUUUCUCCUUAUGGGUCUCCAGUCCUAUUUGGAUUAAAGCCCGAUGACGCGAAGGUGGUCAGUAUUCGUGACUGGUCGCGUCCUCAGUCUGUGACUGAGAUGAGGUCUUUCUUAGGGAUGACCGACUACUAUCGCAAUUUCGUGAAGAACUAUAGCAUAGUUGCCGCCCCUUUGACUGACCUGACUCGCCUUGAUACCCCAUGGGAGUGGACAGACAGAUGCGAGGCUGCUUUCAGACAUCUGAAGCAUGCGUUGACGCAUCAUGAGGUCUUGAAACUUCCUGAUCCUGACAAGCCAUUUAUAGUAACUACGGAUGCUAGCCAAUAUGGCAUAGGCGCCGUACUCGCACAGCAGGAGGGGAAAAAGUUGAGGUCGGUAGAGUACAUGUCCAAAAAGAUGCCCUCUCAAAAGUUGGCUAAGUCCACCUAUGAGAAGGAGCUCUAUGCGAUCUACAAGGCGCUCACCCAUUGGAGGCACUAUCUCCUUGGGAGGUUCUUCUACAUCAGGACUGAUCACCAGACCCUGAAGUGGAUGGGAACCCAACCUGUGCUCUCCGACGUUCUGAAGCGUUGGAUUGAAGUCAUAGAGCAGUAUGACUUCGAGACCCAGUACAUCAAGGGCGAGUACAACAAGGUUGCUGAUGCGUUCUCGCUUAGACCAGAUUUCUCUGGUGCGCUGAUCACUGAGUUUGGGCUUGCGGACGAUGUUACUCACUCUAUGGUGGAAGCCUAUCGCAAGGAUCAGUUUAUGUCUGAGAUCAUUCGCAGACUCGAGGCGAAGGAUAAAAUCACUUCUGCCGAGUUUGAGUUGGUCAACGGCCUGCUGUUCCUUGAGAAGGAAGGGAAUAAACGUUUGUGUGUGCCUAAUAGAGAGUCUUUGCAUAGUUUGUUUCUUGGCGAGUGUCAUGAUGCCACCGGACAUUUUGGCUUUAAGAAGGCUGCAGAGAUAGCAUGAGUGGGGACCAGCUUGGAUGUGUCAUCAAGCAUAAUCAAGGCGCUGUUUGCGC
Chara braunii is the source of this 1476-nucleotide messenger RNA. NCBI's taxonomy places the organism in Eukaryota, Viridiplantae, Streptophyta, Charophyceae, Charales, Characeae. The record is from the annotation of a GenBank genome assembly.